AUGUCAAGCGUUAUAGCAAUUGUAACUGGUGCUAACAAAGGCAUAGGAAGAGCAAUUGUACGCAAUCUUGCUGUCGAAUAUAGCAAAUCGAUCUAUCCACAAACCACGCCAAAGCUUGUAAUCUAUCUUACUUCCCGAGAUGUUUCUAGAGGCAUGGCUACACUGGCAGAGGUUACUCGUGAACUAGAAGAUAAGAAAGUGCUAGAAGCCGAAGGUGGACCAGCAGAGAUUAGAUUCGGUGAAUUAGAUAUUACGGACAGUACAAGCGUGAACAACUUUAAAAAAACUGUUCAAAAUGUGUGUGGUGAAGUGGAUAUCUUAAUAAACAACGCUGCUCUUGGGACCGAAUUUCAAGGGGAACCGUUUAGUUAUGAAGUUGUUGAAAAGACUCUUAAGACUAAUUACUUUGGGCUAAAGAAUAUGACUGAAUUGUUUUUUCCAAUAAUCAAAAACCCUGGCGGUAGAAUAAUCAAUCUUUCUAGCGGGCUUGGGAGACUUGCUGCACUUCCAUCAAAAUCGCUGAGAAACCAGUUUUCAAGUCAGGAUUUGACCCAAGAACAAUUGGAUAGACUUGUGAAUAAGUUUCAAAAUGAUGUCCGCGCUGGUGUAUAUGCUGAAGAAGGAUGGCCGACGUCAGGCAUGAAUAAAGCCCCGUGGACCAUUGCUUACAAUGUAUCCAAACUUGCUGUUGUUGCAUACACGAAACUACUGGCGAGACGACUGGAUAAAGAGGGGAUAAUGAUCAACACGCACGUCGUUGAUCCUGGUUGGGUCAGAAGUGAUAUGGGUGGCGAAAAUGCUCCUCUUUCCGUUGAUCAAGGGGCCGAGACACCGGUUUAUCUUGCUCUUACCCAAGAUAAAGCCAUAGAGAUUAAUGGGCAGUUUUGGAAUAAAAAGAAGCCAAUUGCGUGGUAA
Molecule: messenger RNA, 915 nt
Organism: Paraglomus occultum
Lineage: Eukaryota; Fungi; Glomeromycota; Glomeromycetes; Paraglomerales; Paraglomeraceae
Source: the annotation of a GenBank genome assembly